Sphaerodactylus townsendi is the source of this 3332-nucleotide messenger RNA. RefSeq names its product zinc finger protein RFP-like. NCBI's taxonomy places the organism in Eukaryota, Metazoa, Chordata, Lepidosauria, Squamata, Sphaerodactylidae. The record is from RefSeq and is a predicted model, not a curated record. The transcript has 7 exons. The coding region runs from base 107 to 2119 and encodes 670 amino acids. Gene Ontology annotation, molecular function: zinc ion binding; protein binding.
AACUUUGACCAGCCAAUGGGGGCGCUCGUAGUAAGGACGUCGCCCGCGUCCUAGGCCGGCCUCGGGUUCAGCCGCGCGGUCGGGCAGCGGGAGCGGCGGCGGCACCAUGAGCGGGAUGACGGCCGAGCAGCUCUUGCAGCAGCGGCUCCUCCGCAGCCGUCUGCGGGCCUCGGCGCAGCACCUGGCCGGCGGCCCGCCGCCCCAGCCGCUGCUGCCGCCGCUGUCGCCCCCUUCCCCGCCCGACUCCCCUCCUCCGGGGACGACGCCCGCCGAGAUCCCCGCCGGGCCGCACUACGCCAGCGAGACGUGGUGCUCCUUCUGCCGCAUGUAUUGCCCGGAGCCCGUGUGCCUGCCUUGCGGCCACAACUUCUGCACGGGCUGCAUCGGGCAGCGCCUCGGCGAGCCCAAGCUCAACAUCUCCUGCCUGGAGUGCGGCGCCACCGCCCGCAAGAGGAACCUCCGGCCGGUCAAGCUGCCGCCGCCGCUGCUGGGCAGCCUCGGCGUGGACAGAGCCAAGCGGCAGCGGCUGGACUCGGCGGGAGGAGCCGGAGCAGCAGCAGCAGCAGCAGCACCGCCGCCGGCUGUAGUCGCCCCACCCCCGCCGGUGGCGGUCCCGGCCGCGGUGGCAGCAGCAGCAGCACCGGUAGCAGCAGCAGCAGCAACAGCCGCCGCCGCAGCAGCAGCAGCACCGCCGUCGCCCGUCCCGCUGCUGUCUUUGGCUCCGACCCCGCCGACGCCUCCAACUCCGACGCCCCCGAAGCCGUCGUCGCCGCCUCUCAGCCCUGUCCCAGCGCCGGUGAAAAGGCUCCCAGCGCCGCUUCUGACGCCUCCGCCGACUGGAGGAGCGGGAGAUGCGAACGGAGGGCGGCUGUGCGACAAGCACCGGGAGGUGCUGCAGUUUUUCUGCGAGGAGGAUCAAUCCCCGAUCUGCGCCCAUUGCGACCGGUCUCAGGAGCACCGAGCUCACACCAUUUUCCACGUGGAGAGGGCGGCCCGAGACUACAGGCAAUUUUUAUUUGCUCAGGAGCGGGUUCAGACACAGCUAGAGACUCUGAAGCAGGAGAAGAACGCCCUGUGGAAUCAGAAGCUCAGCGAAGAGAAGAAAAUCCAGGAGUACAUGGAAAAGGCCCAAGCUGAGAGACAGGAGAUCAUAUCUGAAUUUGAGUCCCUGCACCAGUUUCUGAAAGAUCAGGAACAGCAGCUCCUAACCCGGCUGGAAGAAUUAGAGAAGGAGAUAGAGAAGCGGAAGGAAGAAAGCGUCACAAAGUUCUCAGAAGAGCUCGCCCGUCUCGGUGAGCUGCUCACUGAGAUGGAGGUGAAAAGUAAGCAGCCUGCAAGUGAAUUUUUGCAGGACAUCAAAACACUUAUGAACAGGUGUGCACCAGGCCAGUUUCAACUUCCUGAAGAAGACCUGGAAGAGAGACUGGGUGACUUCUCUCGGAAAAGCACGGCUCUGAAGAAAACUUUGGAUAGAUUUCAAGAUCACGUGAUCGCUGCGGUGGAGAAAGCGGAGAUUGCAAAAACUGUGAAUGACAAAGAUGUGAUGUUUAAUCCAGAUGUUUCAAGUGCUCUUCUGUUUUUGGACCAAAGAAGCUUAGGAUAUGAAGGGCCUCAGCAUAAGCUGCCUGCCUUGCAAUACGUCCCGGACACCCCCAAGAGGCUGGAUUCCAGGGCUUUGGUUCUGGGCUGUGAUGGUUUUACCUCUGGGAGAUAUUUUUGGGAGCUGGAAGUGGGCGAUGGGGAUUUCUGGGCCGUAGGAGUCACCCGAGAUCCUUCGGGAAAGAAGGGCAUGAUGAACUUCAGCCCAGAGGAAGGGAUUUGGGCCGUGGGGUUGUGGAAGGGUCAACACUGGGCACUCACAUCUCCUGUGACUGCCCUAUCUCUGAGCAGCUCCCCCAAAAGGAUCAGAGUCUCCCUGGACUACGUAGGCGAGUGUGUGACCUUUACCGAUGGUGACACAGAGGACCUGAUCUUCACAUUCCCACCAGCCUCUUUUAAUGGGACACGUUCCCAUCCUUUGCUGUGGGUGGUGGGGUUCCCAGCUCAGACUGUGUUUCUGAGGCACAUGGGAGUGAAAUACCCAACUGGAGUUCAUGAAAUGGACAUCUUGAGUCCAUAACACUUAACAGAAAUUAUUUCCAUGGGUCCAGCGUUGUAAACUUACCUCCGUCCUGCCAAAGUACAGCAGUUUGGGAGUCAAAUAUUGAAAAGUAUUUUUUUUUAACCUUUGCCCAAUCUAUUGGAGUACGUAACGAAGGAGGCAGAACUGCCGUCCUUACAGCCCAGGGCCUUAUGAGGUUGCCGUCACGCAACAGCUCAAGAAUUGGGAGGAUUCAAUUUUAGGCCUUUUAAUGUAAUAAAUACUUGUCAGAACAUCCAUCUUUAUUGCAAGGGAUCGUUAUUCCUUUCUCAUUGUAGGCAAAAACGCUUCUUUUUGUUCGUUUGGAAAAAAAUUAGCUAUUAAAAAUUGAAAUUUUAAUCUGCAUUUUUGAUCAGUUUGAUUCUUUUAAGUGACUGCAUGCAUUUUAGCUGUAAUACCGUGUGGUGUAUGUGCCACUGGGAGGAAAGGCCACCAGGUUGGCACUUCACAAAGAAAGCCUUCAGAGUUUGAAUAUAUAAAUAAAUUCCAUGUGGGCAGCCCUUAUAGCACAGAGGGAGUAUAUUCAGAAUUGAGCAGUUCCCCAGAUACUCUACAUGAAUGUUCUUGUCUAACUCUCCCUUCCCGCAGUCGCUAACCAGUGGUGGCGAACCUUUGGCAUUCCAGAUGUUAUGGACUACAAUUCCCAUCAGCCCCUUCCAGCAUGGCCAAUUGGCCAUGUUGGAAGGGGCUGAUGGGAAUUGUAGUCCAUAACAUCUGGAGUGUCAAAGGUUUGCCACCACGGCGCUAGACCUUCAUUUCCUCAGCUGCGCUGCUCUCGAAGUUCACCGCUCCUUCACAUUAGUACGGGAGAUGGAAGGGGCAAAUCACUGCUCCCUAGUCUUAAAAGUGGCUGUUCAAAGAAACUUUGAAGGCAAAACCGUCCCAAAGAGGGAAAACCUCUUAACGUCAACAACUCUGUGUGAAGAACCCUCCAAGAAAUAGUUGAGAUGGCUACUUGCUGCAGAAAUUGUGCGUGGGCGUGUCCAAGCAAUCUGGUUGUGAAGUCUUCUCCCACCCCUUUGAGAAUGUGUUGUGGUUCUUUGCUGGAUGCAGCAUGUUUUUUAGUGUGACUGCGAGUGAGUGUCCGAGAGUGCCAUGCCUUCUUUUUCUGUACAUUACUUAUCAAAUGAAUCCUGCCUUUAAUAAAGUUACCUUUCCGCUAACGGGAAAGUCUGUGUAAAAUGACCCAAAA